AUGAGGCGAAAAGUUCGCACAUUGCUGAAGUACACAGUUGUUUCUGGAGUAGUGAUACUAUUUCUGACAGUGCUCAUUCGUUCCUUUGGUGUAGACAACAAACAACCUUUAUCCAUAGGGUUAUUGUAUACGCCGGUAGCAGCAAAUCAACAGGAACAACAACCGCAUGCUAGACAGGGAUCAUUCUUCAAUGCGCCACCUAAGAAUGUACGUAAAAAACGAAUUGAUUGGCACAACUAUACACUGAUUCGUGAUGAGGCGCAGCGUAGUGGUGUGGGGGAACAAGGCAAAGCAGGACACUUGGAUGAAAGUGAAGCUGAAAUGAAAGACAAACUGUUCAAGAAAAACGGAUUCAAUGCUGUUUUAAGUGACAAAAUUUCUCUUAAUCGAUCCCUACCGGACAUUAGGCAUCGUGGAUGUCGCAAGAAGCAGUAUCUGAGUGAGCUGCCUACCGUGAGUGUGGUAGUUCCAUUCUACAACGAACACUGGAGUACGCUACUACGUACAGCAGCGAGUGUCCUGCUACGAUCGCCAGCGGAAUUGAUCGCGGAAGUUAUCCUUGUUGAUGACUGCAGCACGAAGAAUUUUUUGAAGGAGCAGUUAGAUCAAUAUGUCGAGGAACACAUGCCUAAGGUGAGAAUUGUACGUUUGCACGAGCGAUCCGGUCUGAUUACAGCCCGGUUGGCCGGAGCUAAGGUUGCAACGGCUGAUGUGCUCAUAUUUUUGGAUUCGCAUACGGAAGCCAACGUCAACUGGUUACCCCCAUUGCUGGAGCCCAUUGCUGAGGACUACCGAACGUGUGUGUGCCCUUUUAUAGACGUGAUUGAUUGGGACACAUUCGAAUAUCGGGCACAAGAUGAAGGCGCGCGUGGUGCAUUCGAUUGGAAGUUUUUCUACAAACGUCUGCCGCUCCUACCAAAAGAUGUGCAAACGCCGACUGAGCCGUUCGAAAGUCCAGUAAUGGCAGGCGGACUAUUUGCAAUCAGUGCCAAAUUUUUCUGGGAGCUAGGAGGCUACGACGAGGGCCUAGACAUCUGGGGCGGAGAACAGUAUGAGUUGAGCUUCAAGAUAUGGCAGUGCGGUGGCAAGAUGUAUGACGCGCCGUGUUCUCGUGUUGGUCACAUCUAUCGUGGAUACGCCCCGUUCGGAAAUCCGCGUAAAAAAGAUUUUCUCACUCGUAACUAUAAACGUGUCGCUGAGGUUUGGAUGGACGAAUUCAAGGAAUAUUUGUAUAUGCGAGACCGCAAAAAGUACGAUGCAACGGACGUGGGAGACAUUUCACGGCAACUAGCCAUCCGGGAAAAUCUUAAAUGCAAACCAUUCAAGUGGUUUAUGAAGCACGUGGCGCAUGAUUUAAUGGAGAAGUAUCCACCUAUCGAACCACCAGAUUUUGCAAACGGUGCUCUCCAGAGCAUUGCUCAUCCGACGUUAUGCGUAGAUACGCUUAAUCAUGGCGAAAAGCAAACGAUAGGGAUGUACUCGUGCGCUGAAGACAAACAGCAACCUCAACCGAAUCAAUUUUUCCAGCUAUCUUGGCAUCGUGAUUUGCGUAUAAAGUUCGGUGAACUGUGUUGGGAUGUCUCAGAAAGUGUACCGAAUGCAUCGAUUCUGCUGUACCAUUGCCACGGAGGACAGGGUAACCAGUUAUGGCGUUACCACACCGAGAGCCAAAUGCUCAAACAAGGGAAAAACAAUCGCUGUCUUGACAUGGACGCGAACACUCGCGCGGUGUUUGUGAACCCGUGUGACCCGACGAACCCUAGACAAAAAUGGCGAUGGGGCUUUGUUAACGUCAGCUCGAUCGCCAAUUGGGAGUUGUAUGGUGCUAAAGUAAUCGAAUGA
Molecule: messenger RNA, 1842 nt
Organism: Anopheles nili
Lineage: Eukaryota; Metazoa; Arthropoda; Insecta; Diptera; Culicidae
Gene: Pgant6
Product: N-acetylgalactosaminyltransferase 6
Exons: 1
Coding region: 1-1842 (613 amino acids)
Cellular component (GO): Golgi apparatus
Source: RefSeq, a predicted model, not a curated record